AUGGAUCAUAGAGAAAACUCCAAGAGUGAGAAAUCUCUUUGUGAGCAAUCAAUGCAGGUUGUAGUAAAUAUCUUAAGGCUAUCCUCUUUCUCCAUUGCACAAACAACCCUUGGAGUUUCUACUACUAGAAAAUCAGGGAAGGCUAAAGAUAGUUUUUCAGAGUCAGAUUAUUCUGAUAAUGAAACUAACAAGGAAAAAUUAGUUUCCAAUCAACAAUUUCCUGCAAGUACCAGAAGGUCACAACAGCCGCAGAGCCGCGCAAACCCUACAUAUCUUAUCAAGUCAGUUGGAAGCCAUGAUUCAACUGAAUAUAUGAUUCAUAAAGAGAAUAGACUUCAUGAAGUUAAAUCAAAGAAAGAGCUUUGUGUUGACGGUUUGGCUUCUGAUUAUAUAAGUAAGAUACGUAACAAACUCGGCCGCAGUUUAUGA
Lathyrus sativus (Indian pea) is the source of this 429-nucleotide messenger RNA. NCBI's taxonomy places the organism in Eukaryota, Viridiplantae, Streptophyta, Magnoliopsida, Fabales, Fabaceae. The record is from the annotation of a GenBank genome assembly.